CAAAGAUGACUUCGCUUAAAUAUGCUCCGAAACAGAAGGGGAAGGUGGGUGAGCGAGUCGAAACCGACCAAUCGUAAAAGCGAAAAGGCGGGCGGGCGGAUUCUUGGCGGUUUCGUUAUUAAGAAUAUUUUUAUAUUACGUUUCAGACUCUCGACUGUCAAGAUGUCCGAGGAAACAGCCGCUGCCCCUGCAACUCCAGCCACUGCCACGCCUAAGAAAAAGGCAAAAAGUGGCGCAACCAAAUCGAAACCUAAUCCUCCAACUCAUCCCAAGGUUUCCGAAAUGGUUGUGAAAUCCAUCACCACUCUGAAAGAGCGAGGUGGCUCUUCACUGCAAGCUAUCAAAAAGCACAUCAGCAGUCAGUACAAAGUCGACAUCGACCGUUUGACUCCUUUCAUCAAAAAAUAUUUGAAAAGCGCUGUCGCUGCUGGAACUCUGGUUCAAACCAAAGGAAAGGGAGCUAACGGUUCAUUCAAGCUGAGUGCAUCCGGUCAAAAAACCAAGGAGCCAAAGAAAAUCGUGAAAAAGCCUAAAAAGGAAGGAGCUGCUUCUCCAAAGAAAGCAAAAGCCCCUGCUAAGAAAACGGCCAAGCCGAAGGAAAAAGCAGAGAAAAAGAAGAAGCCUGCUGCUGCUAAGAAAGCCACUGCUGGGGCUAAAAAAGUAGCCAAACCCAAAUCUCCUAAGAAGGCAAAGGCUACAAAGCCAAAAGCUCCCAAGCCCAAGAAAUUAAAAACACCCAAAAAAGCAGCUCCUAAAAAAACUUCCAAGAAGUAAAUGGACUGAACAAAAAA
Argiope bruennichi is the source of this 791-nucleotide messenger RNA. RefSeq names its product histone H1C-like. Gene Ontology annotation, biological process: nucleosome assembly; negative regulation of DNA recombination; chromosome condensation. Bases 22 to 774 code for a protein of 250 amino acids. The transcript has a single exon. Gene Ontology annotation, molecular function: nucleosomal DNA binding; structural constituent of chromatin; double-stranded DNA binding. Gene Ontology annotation, cellular component: nucleus; nucleosome. Lineage: Eukaryota; Metazoa; Arthropoda; Arachnida; Araneae; Araneidae. The record is from RefSeq and is a predicted model, not a curated record.